UGGCUGCUUGCGCCUAGCCCUGUAGAGACGAUACUCUGUACCUAUGGAGUCUCCAUUUUUUGCUUAGAAGUUAAUCGUUUCUCCCGAUUAUCGCACAAUUGAUUAAUAAAAUUGUUCUUUUGGGGUUAGGAGGUGCGGAUCCGUGCUGAAUUCGAAGCGAUUGCAAAAAUCGCUGCUCCCGAAUAUUAGGGUUUCCCACCUGUGUUCAUUGCCGCCGCUAUCGAUACAUACAUCAAUAUAUACUACUUCUGUUAUUAAUAAAUUUCUGAUCUGUAGAGAUUUCGUGUAAUUUUGAUCAUACCUCACAGAAGGAAGAUCAUUUCUUCUGUUAUUUUUAUAUAUUGGAAAUCGGUCGUUUUCGGUUUUUUGUCCGUCCGGCAAUUGGGCGUUUUUUUUGGUGUCAAUUGUUGUGGAGUGGGAUCGAGGACUAAGGUUUCCUUGGCUGUUAAUCUGAAAAAAAAAAAGAAAAAAAAAAAAUUGUUUGUGAUUUAGUGAAGGGGGUGUUUGUUGCGGUUGUGCUAAGGCAUUUGUGAGUAUGGAUAAGAAGAAGGCUGUGGUUCCAUUGGUUUGCCAUGGGCAUUCACGUCCAGUUGUUGAUUUGUUCUACAGCCCUAUUACUCCUGAUGGCUUCUUCCUCGUUAGCGCGAGCAAGGACUCGACACCAAUGUUGAGAAAUGGAGAGACUGGAGAUUGGAUUGGAACCUUUCAAGGGCAUAAAGGUGCGGUGUGGAGUUGUUGCUUGGAUAAACAUGCACUGCAUGCCGCGUCUGCGUCUGCUGAUUUUUCUGCGAAAUUAUGGGAUGCAUUAACUGGGGACGAGUUGCAUUCAUUUGAACACAAGCACAUAGUUCGAUCUUGUGCUUUUUCAGAGGAUACUCACCUGCUGUUAACAGGAGGAAUGGAAAAACUACUCCGCAUAUAUGAUUUAAACCGGCCCGAUGCACCUCCAAGGGAAGUUGAAAAAUCUCCUGGUUCGGUUAGAACUCUUGCCUGGCUCCACAGCGAUCAAACAAUCUUAGGCUCUUGUACCGACACGGGUGGGGUGAGGUUAUGGGACGUGAGAACCGGCACAAUCGUCCGUACCCUAGAGACAAAGUCUUCUGUAACCAGCACUGAAGUGAGUCGAGACGGCCGUUACAUAACGACUGCUGACGGGAAAAGCGUUAAGUUUUGGGACGCAAAUCAUUUUGGAUUGGUGAAAAGCUACGACAUGCCCUGCAUUGUGGAAUCGGCGUCGCUGGAGCCCAAGAACGGCGACAAGUUCAUCGCCGGUGGAGAAGACAUGUGGGUUCAUGUCUACGAUUUCCACACCGGAGCAGAAGUUGGUUGCAACAAGGGACACCAUGGUCCAGUGCACUGUGUGAGGUUCUCGCCGGGAGGUGAAUCCUACGCCUCGGGAUCUGAAGAUGGGACCAUCAGAAUAUGGCAGAUGGGCCCCCCGGUGAAAGAUCCGGAGACUUCUAGAGGUGGGGGGCCUACUACUACUAUUCCUACUCCUAUUGAGAACGUUAAAGCGGUGGCGGAUGAGGUUGCUCGGCAGAUUGGAAAUGUCCGUAUUGGCGGAGAAGACAAGAUCACAACCAAGGCUGCGUAAUAUAGGUAAACAAAACGAGGUUUCUUGGUGCCACCCCUUGUGUUUUUGGCUGAAGUUUUUGACUGGACUGGCUCGCGGUCGGUCGGGUUGGUUGUAAUGGAACGAUGACCGGAGAGGUGAAUUGUGUUUGUCCCUUUGUGAUAACAUAAGAAAGAAAGAUGAGAGUUGAUGAAUCCCUUGUUUUAUGUUGGGUCAUUUUGGUGCUGCAUCAUCAUCGUCAUUUUGCUUUGGUUCUAUUUUGUGUUGCAAAAUUAUGCUUGGAAGGAAAGGGAAGAUCCGUUCAGUGGUA
Andrographis paniculata is the source of this 1883-nucleotide messenger RNA. RefSeq lists its product as uncharacterized. The transcript has 7 exons. Gene Ontology annotation, molecular function: protein binding; RNA binding. Gene Ontology annotation, biological process: spliceosomal snRNP assembly. NCBI's taxonomy places the organism in Eukaryota, Viridiplantae, Streptophyta, Magnoliopsida, Lamiales, Acanthaceae. Gene Ontology annotation, cellular component: SMN complex. The record is from RefSeq and is a predicted model, not a curated record. Bases 536 to 1594 code for a protein of 352 amino acids.